This is a messenger RNA of Plasmodium malariae, 2517 nucleotides long. It is a transcript of the gene MRSapi, whose product is annotated as methionine--tRNA ligase, putative. Bases 1 to 2517 code for a protein of 838 amino acids. Gene Ontology annotation, biological process: methionyl-tRNA aminoacylation. The record is from RefSeq and is a predicted model, not a curated record. The transcript has a single exon. Gene Ontology annotation, molecular function: methionine-tRNA ligase activity; ATP binding. Lineage: Eukaryota; Apicomplexa; Aconoidasida; Haemosporida; Plasmodiidae.
AUGAGAUAUUUAUUUGUUUUCUUUGUUUUUUUUUCUAUCAAAUUUAUUCUAAGAGUAAAACCAUCCAAAGCAGUAACUCUGUGUUGUUAUUCGCUUAUAUCACUUAGAACGUUUAAACGUCGUAUACCGUUCUUGCUCCCGAGCAUUAAGAGACAGACAAGUUUUUCGCUCGAAAGGGGGAGAGCAAAAUUAGCUGCAAAGUUAGGCUCAAAGUUAGGUCGCUCUUCUUUAAAUAAUCUGAAAAAUAGUAAUUUAUACUUUUAUGUAAUAAAUAGAACACAAAUUCCAAAUGUGCAUACAAAAGUGAAAAGGGGUAAAGCGGCGAGGCCCCUAAACAAGUCAUAUCAAGUAGCGGGUGGAGUAGCGGAUGAAGUAGCGGAUUGUACAGAGGAUGGUGUAGCUAACUGUUCAGGAAACCAUACCUUGAAAGGCCAGCAAAACAAUUCGAUAAAAAGCUCGCUUCUUAAAAGUGGAAGGAACAAUUCUAUUAAUGAGGAAAGUUAUAACCAUGUUGAAAAUGUAGUGCAGUAUAUAGCAGAAAGGGAUGGGGAAGAUGAAAAAAUUUUUUUUAUUAGUACUCCAGUUUAUUAUGGAAAUGAUGAGCCGCACAUCGGACAUGCAUAUUGCAAUGUUUUAAGUGAUAUAAUAAAGAGAUUUAUGGAAGUAGGAUAUAAUAAGAAUAAAAGAAAAGUAAUCUUUUUUUCUGGAAUGGAUGAACAUGGAUUAAAAAUAGAAUUAAAAUCAAAGAAGAUGAAUAUUAGUAGUAAUAUACACAUUGAUAAUAUUUGUAGUUAUUAUAAAAGGAUGAAUGAAGAACUAAAUGUAAAAGUUAACUUAUUUCAAAGAACAAGUAAUACUUUUCAUAAGUCAUUUGUACAAAAUGUUUGGUCAUAUUUACUAAAUAACAAUUAUAUAUAUAAAGACGUAUAUAAAGGGUAUUAUGAUGUAAAUGAAGAGAGAUAUCUGAACGAGUUUGAAUAUAAGGAAGAAAAAAAAAUAAUCGAAAAAAAUCAGAAAAACAGAAAAAAUGAAAAAAAUAAAGAAAGCCAAAAAUACGAAAAAAACGGAAACAACAAAAAACAUAACAUUAUAUACAUUGAAGAACAAAACAGUUAUUUUUUUAAUAUACUCAAAUUUAAAGAUUUCUUAAUAGAUUUUUAUGAAAAAAAUAAAGAGUAUAUUUUCCCGUGUUAUUUACAAAAAGAAAUUAUGUAUUCUUUAAAAAAUGAUUUGAAGAAUAUCUGUAUAAGUAGAUACAACACAGAAUGGGGAAUAAAGAUCCCAGGGGAAGAAAAAGGAUCUAUAUAUGUAUGGUUUGAUGCUUUACUAUCUUAUGUGUCAGCUAUAUUAUAUAUAGUUAAAAGGUAUAGUAACAAUAUGCAACGUCGUGGAAUCGCAAAUACGUUUGACACUAUUGUCGAUCCAGUAUUACCUGGGUCCUCUUCAAACAAGGAUGAGAAGCGUGUGCGGGAGUACGAUUUUUUAUGUUCCUAUGAGGACAUUCUGGAAAUGGUCAGCAUGAAUGGAGCUGUCUGUGGAAGCGGCGAUAGCAAUAAUGACAGUAACAGAGGCAGUAACAGAGGCAGUGACAGAUGCAGUGACAGAUGCAGUGACAGAUGCAGUGACAGAUGCAGUGACAGAUGCAGUGACAGAUGCAGUGACAGAGGCAGUGACAGAGGCAGUGACAGAUGCAGUGACAGAGGCAGUGACAGAUGCAGUGACAUCGGUAACAUGGCGGUGUCUAAACUGUUUGCGCGUGCGUGGAAUCCCCAUGUACAGAUAAUAGGAAGGGACAUACUAAAAUUUCAUGGAGUAUUUUACCUUUGUUUAUUGAAAAGCUUGAAUUUAAAACUGCCUGACAAAAUAGUAUGUCAUGGAUUAAUAAAAAAUGAGAAUAUAAAAAUGUCAAAAAGUUUAAAUAAUGUUAUAAGCCCAUUUACACUUUUAAAAAGGUAUAAUACUGAUAUAUUAAGACUAUAUUUUAUAGGUAGUGGAAAUAUAUAUGAAGACAAAAAUUUUAAAGAAAAAAAUGUGUUAACAUUUGAGCUUUUUCUUCGUAAUAAUGUAGGUAACUUAUUAUACCGAGUUGUAUCAUUAUGUCUUGAAAAUAAAUAUGAAAUAAUUAAAGAAAUAAAAAAAGAGGAUUAUUAUAAUUCUUCUAUUUUAAAUGAAUGUAGAAAUAUGAAAAAAAAAUUAGUUAAAUGGAUAAAUAGUAUGGAAUACCCUCUCUUUUUAGAAAAUUUGAUGAUACUAAUAAAAAGUGUUAAUAAAUACUUUGUGCAUAAGGAACCUUGGAAUUGUACUCAUAAUUCGGACAAAUUUAAUGCUAUAAUAUAUGAAACAUUGGAGUGUAUAAAAUUCAUUUCUGUGUUUAUGUAUGCCAUUAUACCACACACGUGUCUGACUAUUUUAAAAAACUUAGGUUUACAAAAUGUUCGUGAGGACACGAUUUCCUUGUGCAUGAUGAAUGAGAUGACCAAAAAAUUUAUUAUAAAGAAGUUGAUCAAAAUUGUGUAA